UUUCAAUUAAGUGGUCCUUGCACUGUGAAGAUUGUCAAAUGUGAAGCAAUCAAAAUGAGGAAAUGCCAGACUCUAACCGGGACAACAAAAAAAGUUUGCUAGAGAACUGGGUAGAGAGGUUGCUGGGAAAAUGUGACGUGUGGGUCCCAAUGGCCUCUGUCCCUGAUUAUUCAGUUAUUAUUUGAUUUAUGUGGUCUUGCUGCUGCCCUUGCUUUGACCCUCAGAACGGCUGUGUGGGAAGUUUGUGUCUCUCAGAUAGAGUGAAGCGCUGCUCUGCAAAGUGUUUGGAGCCAAUGUGAAUGUAAAGAAACUGAUAAAUACAGAAAAGGCUCUCUGUGCUCCAGAUGCACCCCAAAGGGGAACUAUAAGAAAACAGCUCCUCGGAACUAGGCACUGAAAUAAUCUUAUCCUUUGACAACAUAUUGACUCUUCAAUUUAAAGUAACUAGAAGCUUUUUGAAAGCAGGUAACAUUCCAAACUGAAUGAAGCAGUGGGAGCUAGAGCAGACUAUGGCAAAUACCUUUGUGACCAUACCUGAUGGGUACUGCCUUAGUGAUCCGAUCCAGUAUUAUGAUGCCUUCCCAGAACACAUCAGUUAUCCACUGCAAGAUCUUGACUUCCAAGCUGCUCCUUAUUGUCAGUAUUCAACCAUUCAGUUUCCUGCAGCAUUACAGACUCCAUCUCCCCAAACACAGUACAGCACAUACAACUUGGAUUCUCAAUACAGUGAUGGGCAAUACAUCAUCAGCAAUUGUGAACUCAGUAAGCCCACCUGCAUGGGUGCCCAGAAUGAUGGGGGAGGAUAUCUUGGACACAAAAGACCCAGGCUUAGUCACUCUGCCUUGCGAAUAAAGGGACAGGAAGAGCUCUGUGUGGUUUGUGGGGACAAGGCUUCAGGAUAUCAUUACAACGCACUCACCUGUGAAGGCUGCAAAGGAUUUUUUCGACGUAGCAUCACCAAAAAUGCCAUCUACAGAUGCAAGAAUGGUGGCCACUGUGAAAUGGAUAUGUAUAUGAGGAGGAAGUGUCAGGAGUGUCGCCUAAAGAAAUGUAAAGCUGUGGGAAUGCUGGCUGAAUGUCUACUAACAGAAGUCCAGUGUAAAUCAAAGCGCCUCCGAAAGAAGAGUAGCUUCCUUUGUAGCAUCAAAAUGGAAGUUGAGGGAGUGGACAACAAGCAUGUAUCCUCUACAACAAAACCUUUAAAAGUGCAGGAGCGAAUGGAACUGACUCCUGGAGAACAUCAGCUCAUUGACCAUAUUUUGGCUGCCCAUCAAAAAUGCACAAUUCCCUUGGAGGAAGCAAAGAAGUUUUUGCAGGAAACUGCCAAUCCUGAAGAGAACUUCCUACAUCUUUCAGAAACAGCUAUGGUUCAUGUCCAGGUACUAGUGGAUUUUACAAAAAGACUUCCAGGGUUCGAAAGUUUAGCCAGUGAUGAUCAGAUUGCAUUGCUGAAAGGCUCCACAAUUGAAACAAUGUUUUUACGUUCUGCCCAGAUAUACAAUGAGCAAGGGAUUGAAUGCCAGUCAUCAUUCCAUGAAAGUCAAGUAAAAUUUUCUGCCAAUGCUAUAUGUGCUCAAGAUAAAAGUACUUACUUAGGACUGUCUCAUACUGAAGAAAGCCCAACAUCAACUACUACAACAGGUAUCACUGAGGAGUUUAUCACUGCACUAUUUUAUUUCUACAGGAGCAUGGGAGAACUCAAUGUGACAGAGAGAGAAUAUGCAUUGCUUGUUGCAACUACUGUGUUUUUUUCAGAUCGUCCACUCCUAAAAAACAAACAACAUGUGGAGAAACUCCAGGAACCCUUUUUAGGAAUUCUGUACAAGUAUUCAAAGAUAUAUCACCCUGAAGAACCACAACAUUUUGCCCGUCUCAUAGGGCGACUCACUGAACUCAGAACCCUCAACCACAACCACUCAGAAGUCCUCAUAAGCUGGAGAACAAGGGAUCCUAAGCGGAUACCUGUACUUUGUGAAAUAUGGGACUUGCAUUAAACAAUCUGCCAAUUACUUAAGUUGUUACACAGGACUGUUUUUUCCUCAAAAUAUGCUCUUUCCCAAUUGUUGUGCUUGUAUUAAAAAAAAAUCCCAUUUAUGUUAAAUGGCUAUAGAUUCUUUUUUUAAAAAUACCGGUAAUAAUACUGUGCUCCAAAGCCUAGAUAGAUUGGUGAGAGGAUUGAAAAUACCAUUUGUGUUAUAAACACACACACACAUUUGUUGCAGUUGAAAAGAUAUCAGAGCAUGUAUAACCUAUAUAACCUUAUUGCCACAAUUGCAUGGGUAUCUGGAAGACAAGCCUAAAAUGGUAUGGAUCAGGUUCUUUACAUGUGCUGUUUGACACCUCUAGAAAGUAUAUCUUUCUUUGCCCAGGAAGGUUUUAAAUGAGUGGGAGAACAGUUGACAGCAGAAAAAUCCUUUAUAUAGGGCAGCACACAGGAGACUAUGGAAAGUUGAGCAGGGAACUGGAUCCCUGCCCUGUCAAGCCUACACAUGUGUAUGCUCUGAUGGGCCAUAAGAAAUAUAUUACGGCUUAGAUGGAUACUGCAACUAUUAUGACCACAUAACUUUCUCAGUGACUUGAAGUGGAUCCUGGUGCUUCUGUUGUAAACAUGUACAUGUCUCCAAACCACAUUAUUCACAUCACAACACUCACCGUCUUGUUUGUCAAAGUUGUAAGCAAUUAAACAUUAAAGUUAACUAAUAACCAUUAGAGAACAAAAAAAAUGAAAUGAUCGGUUAUGUAAUUAGUAUAUCACACAAUUUUGAAAAAGAGUAGUAAAUUAUAAUCACCCAGGAUAGCUGGUAACCCACAAACUGAUUAUAGUUAAUUGAUUAUAGUUUAGACCAAAAUUUUAAUAAUUUGGUAGUUAUAUCUUUUUAUUUACUUGCCAGUUCUAGUUGAGGAACAGCCAGAAUAACCAGUACGAAGUCCAGAUGUCUGUCCUUGAUUAAAUUUUUCAGUAACAACAGUUACAGAAUGCACUGGAAAGAUAACUCACUAUAUCUGCUAUUAUUUUAUGUAUUUCCCCCCUUUAGAUCAAGCAAUGGUAAUUUAGUUUGAUGGAUGUUCAAUUAGUGAAACCCCAUGCAUGUUUGAAUUCUUUGUUUACAAUUUGCUACAAUAUAUGGUUCAACAUUAUCAUCUGUUUUUGUGGACAUCUCUUCACAGCUUCAGUUCUUUUGCUAAAUAUAAACCAUAAUGAACCAGUUUUGCUUUAGUCUUCUUGAAACUUAAAUGUUGCAGUAUUUUUUUCUGAAUGCUUAUAAACAAACCUUUAAAACUGUGAAUUUGUUGAUGUACAGUGCCUUUGCUGCUAUGGAUUAAAAUCAAAAGAACUGUGUAGCUAAACCUUUAUUGUGUAAGUAGAAAUUUACUUAAUUUCAUACUAGAAGUGAGUUAAUGCUACAAGUUGAAAUGGAAUGUUCACUGAAUUUACAAAUGUAGUAGCAAACAUUUGAAACAGAUUUCAGCUAUCAGUUUCAAAAUAUAAAUUCCUGAUAUUAGAACAAUAUUUUAAAAACAUGGCUUAAAAAUCUCAGCAUUUUUAUAUUAUGUUAUUUUUGCAUUUUAAAAUUAUUUUUCAUACCUAAAAUAUAAUGUAAAUAACUUAUCUGAAUAUAUAGUUAAUAUUUUAAUACAUGAAAUAUUUUGUAUAGGUCUAUAUUUUUCAGAUAUAUAUUUAAGUGUAAUAAAUGCACUAUCAAUCUGGUCUUCUGCAGCAAGAUAGUUGUUUUUUGUAUGUAUCAUUAGUCAUCCAACAUGAUGGUCCUUUGCUUUAAAGUCGUAUCAUGCUUUGUUAAAAAUACGAAGAAAAAGAUACCCAAGAAUUAUAGAAAUGAAACUGAAAAGAAAAUUAAGACCACAACCAUGACCCAAUUUUAUCAUAUGACCUUUGCCAUAGACCUUUGCCAUAAAUAAAUGACUAAUUAAGCCUG
Molecule: messenger RNA, 3935 nt
Organism: Podarcis muralis (Common wall lizard)
Lineage: Eukaryota; Metazoa; Chordata; Lepidosauria; Squamata; Lacertidae
Product: bile acid receptor-like
Biological process (GO): negative regulation of transcription by RNA polymerase II; lipid metabolic process; cell differentiation
Cellular component (GO): RNA polymerase II transcription regulator complex
Molecular function (GO): zinc ion binding; nuclear receptor activity; RNA polymerase II cis-regulatory region sequence-specific DNA binding
Source: RefSeq, a predicted model, not a curated record